Phascolarctos cinereus (koala) is the source of this 3431-nucleotide messenger RNA. RefSeq names its product cathepsin O (gene CTSO). Lineage: Eukaryota; Metazoa; Chordata; Mammalia; Diprotodontia; Phascolarctidae. Gene Ontology annotation, molecular function: cysteine-type peptidase activity. Gene Ontology annotation, biological process: proteolysis. The record is from RefSeq and is a predicted model, not a curated record.
GAGAGGGAGGAGGAGCCUACAAAGCGAAAGAGAAAGCGGGCCCAGUGGAGCCAGGAGACAGCCUCCUCUGAAGCCCCAUGAAGACGCCUGGGCUGCAGUGGCUCUGGCUGUUCUGGGGCUGCAGCUGCUCCCUGGGCUCGGCUCACUCCGGCCUCCCCAGGGGAGCCUUCCCGGGCGCAGCAGCUGCAGCGAACAGCAACCGCUCCAGGCACGUCUCCCCGGAGCGCCACGAGAAAGGCUCUGCAGCCUUCCGGGAGGACUCAGAUCUCCCCCAAUUCUCCUGCUCUACAUGGGAAAUAAAAGCCACUUCCUCCAGAAGUGAGGAAAGUCUUAGAAGACAUAUCUACUUGAAUUCAAUUCCGUCCAGUGACAAUACUUCUGCCAUCUAUGGAAUAAAUCAGUUUUCUCAUUUGUUUCCUGAAGAGUUUAAAGCUAUCUAUUUGAGAAGCAAAUCCUCUGAACUUCCAUUAUAUAAUAAAGAAGUAAAGAUGCCAACCACACAUGUGCCUUUGCCAGUAAGAUUUGACUGGAGGGAUAAACAUGUUGUAACAAAAGUAAGAAACCAACAGAUGUGUGGAGGAUGUUGGGCAUUCAGUGUCGUGGGUGGAAUUGAAUCUGCUUAUGCAAUCAAGGGAGAGUCUUUGGAAGACUUAAGUGUCCAACAAGUCAUUGAUUGUUCUUACAACAAUUUUGGUUGCAGCGGUGGGUCUACUGUUAAUGCCUUGAACUGGCUAAAUAAGACUCAGGUAAGACUGGUGAAAGAUUCAGAAUACUCUUUUAAAGCUCAGACUGGAUUAUGUCAUUACUUCUCUGGAUCACAUGCUGGUGUUUCCAUCAAAGGUUACUCUUCCUAUGACUUCAGUGAUAAAGAGGAUGAAAUGGCCAAAGUACUCCUUGCCUAUGGCCCUUUAGCUGUGAUAGUGGAUGCAGUGAGCUGGCAAGAUUAUCUGGGAGGAAUAAUCCAGCAUCACUGUUCCAGUGGAGAAGCCAAUCACGCCGUUCUCAUAACUGGUUUUGACAAAACAGGAAGCACUCCUUAUUGGAUAGUACGGAACUCAUGGGGUACUUCCUGGGGAGUAGAUGGCUAUGCCUUUGUUAAAAUGGGAGCUAAUAUUUGUGGUAUUGCGGAUUCUGUGUCUGCUGUGUUUGUGUGAUACCUGGGAGGAACACAAAAAUGAAAUCCUCACUACCAAACAUUUUUGUCUUCAGAAACCCUCAUCAAGCCCUGUUACUCAGCUACACAUGGACCAGGACAAGCUAGUUUUUAAAAGCCCUGGUCAUUGAUUGCCUUUCUAAAGAUUGGGACAGCUGAAGUCAAAGGGAAAACACCAAGUUGAUCUUCUGCUUGCUGCAGUCAGGGGGAAGUUAAACUAAGUGGACUUGCAGUCUCUUACAAGAUAUAGAUUCUAUGCAUCUAUUCAUUCAAUUCAACAAAUGAUUAUUUUGUGGCUUCUGCAUGCAAGUCCAAGUGUUAGGCACUAAGGGUACUGAGAUAGAGAACAAGGAGUCUCCAGUCUAAUAAGACAGAUAAGAUAUGUAUGUGUAUAGAAGUAUGAUGAGAAGUGGGCUGUGAUAAGGAUGCAGGAGCAGUCUAGGGAAAAACGCUUUAAGAAUUGGGAAGGAGAGAUGAAAUGAGGGAUUUGGCUCUCUCAGUCCCUUCUUGCUCAGAUAUUCUAUGGCCCUGGGCUUUCCCUUUUUGACAUCCACCUCGCAUAGGGUCAUUUGUAGCUCAGAUACACUUGUGUCUUGUUCAUUGCCCUUCUCAUCCAAUAAUUGGUUUUCCCUGGGUCUAUUACCUGACUAAGCUAUAAUGAUUUUGAUUGCCAGUAGUAUUACCAGCAGUGCAGUGAUGGCUUGGGGUGCCACUCAUCAUCUCUCAUUGACACCUGAGCUAAGUCAGAUUUAACUCUUUAUCUUCCUUUGAAAAAAGAGAAGAAGUUAUGUCACAUUAAAAGUGCCCCAAGUAUUUUUCUACAAAUCCAUAUUAGUCUAUAAUGUAGAAGAACUUUCUGAAAUGAGACUUUCUAAACAGCAAUAUCUCCCUUUUGGCUUCCUUAGAAAUUUUUUUUCUUCUAUUAAUCUUAAAUCAUCAGGAUUAGGCAACCCUCCUUUUCUUGCUUUAGCCAGAAGUGGCCUUAGAAGAAUGUGUUUGUUUACUGGUAUACUCUCAAGACUUAACCAGCAGGAUUAGUAGGCUUGGAAAAUGAUGUAUAUUAUGGGAAAAAUCAUUGGGGCUUGGACUGUUAGCCAGGAGAUGGAUUCUAGGCCAUGACAGUAAAGAACUGACUUGUGAGCAAGUCACCCCAGUUUUCUCUUCUGCAAAUAGAAGGGUUUGGAUAAGCUCAGGGAUCUCCAAAGUAGGCUAAGAGAGCUGUUGCAUGACCUUGUAUGUGAUUAAGUAGUCAGAGUGAGGGAAUGUAGCUGCCAAGCAAGAUUCUCCACUUCUCCCCAGCUCCCUCUUGCACCAGGGGUAGGCAUCCCUCAGCCUGUGGGUUCUUUGCUUCAAGCACCAGCCAGUGAGGAAGAGUCCCCCACCCCAAUCCCUUUCAUUUUUAGUGGGAUACUGAGUCACACAAGAAAAGCAGGCAUUGAUGGUGUGCUACAGAUCAUAGUUCAUUAUUUCUUCCCCUCAGCCAAAUCCACUCUUUUUCUGAAGUUCUUGCUGUCAAAGGCACCACCAUCCUCCCAGGCACCCAGGUUUGCAACCUUGGAGUCUUGUUCUGUGUUCCACAUGUCCAAGUAGUUGCCAAAUCUUGUCUUUUUUGCCUCCAUCAUAUCUCUUGCGUUUCUUCCCUUCUCUCUUACUUACAUAGCUACCACCUAACUUCAGGCCAUCAUUACCUCGUGCCUAGACUAUUGCAAUAGAUUCCUGAUAAGUUUCCUUACCUGUCUCUCUCCAUAGAGCUACAAAAGUGAUUUCCCUAAAGCACAGAUUUCACCAUAACAUUCCCCCUACCCAAUAAAUUCCAAUGGCUUCCUAUUGACUCCAGAAUCAAUUUUUAAAAACAUCUUUGUCACUCUUUUAAAAUUUCUACUUUUGUAUAAGUUGUAUGGUAUACAUAAUUAGCAGAGCAAUACACAUAUGCUAAAAGGGGUACACUAUCCAAAAAGACUGGGGACCACUAGACUAGAUUAUCUCCAAGGACCCUUCCCCCUCUAAAAUUCUGCGGUUAAUAGAAAUCCUUUACAAUUCAGGUACACCAGGCAAACAUUUCCUACUUUCUGAUUGAGCUCAACAAACAUUUAUUAGAAUGGAUGACUGGUUUGUUAAUGUUUUGUUAUUGUUACUUCUUUUUUGUUUUUAUGUACAUUUGUAAAAUUCUGGACUUUUUAAAGUUUGGAGAUAAUUAUUUUUAAGUAAGGAAAUACUGGGGAAUUUUAUUGUAUUCACAGUUUUGAUUAUCUUUGUAAUAAAGAUUAAAAUAUAAUAA